Messenger RNA from Halteromyces radiatus, 1819 nucleotides. Its product is annotated as pyridoxal phosphate-dependent transferase. Lineage: Eukaryota; Fungi; Mucoromycota; Mucoromycetes; Mucorales; Cunninghamellaceae. Gene Ontology annotation, molecular function: serine C-palmitoyltransferase activity; pyridoxal phosphate binding. Gene Ontology annotation, cellular component: endoplasmic reticulum. The record is from RefSeq and is a predicted model, not a curated record. The transcript is spliced from 6 exons. The coding region runs from base 182 to 1741 and encodes 519 amino acids. Gene Ontology annotation, biological process: ceramide biosynthetic process; sphingosine biosynthetic process.
UUUUGAUUCAAAGAUGAUGGCCAGAAAAGGAAACUGAUUUAAAUCCCGUCGAUUUUUGACUACGAGGGGGGUGGAUGAGAUUAUUGAAAAGCGGGCAAGCUGACAGCAUCUUUUUUUUUUUGUUUCUUUUCCUUCUUUCAUCUUAAUACCUAUAGUAAAAGAUUCCCCUUCCUCUUUUGUUAUGGAACACGCUCCUCUUACAGCUGAUCAUGCUUUUAUCAAUUCAACUGUUCAUUCCGUUUAUGAAUUGGUAGUAGCUAUUCCUGGUUCAACACUUGCCUUUAAUUAUCUCAAGAAUGCAUAUCAAGAUGAUCCUUUCCGUAUUGCUUUAGAACUCUUCUUAGUCUUCUUUGCACUUCGUUACAUGUUAUCCAAGAAAUACAAACCUCAUGAUAAUGCAGUCAAGUUAACAGAAAAGGAAAUUGAUGAACUUGUGGAAGAAUGGCAACCGGAAUCGUUAGUACCAAAACUUAGUUCAUAUGACAAAUUCAAUUUGGAAAAAACGCCCAUGAUUGUUGGUGCACAAACUGCCAAAACCAAGGUAGCAGGAUAUACCAAACCUUUGAUGAAUUUAGCAACUACCAAUUAUUUGAACUUGGUUUCUUCUGAACAUAUUCGACAAAAGGCAAUUGAUGCUCUGAAGAAUUAUGGUGUAGGUACUUGUGGACCUCCUGGAUUCUAUGGUACUUUGGAUAUUCAUAUGCAAUUGGAAAAAGAUAUUGCUCGCUUUUUGGGAACGGACGAAGCCAUUAUUUAUGCCCAAAACUUUUCUACUAUUUCUUCUGUGAUUCCUGCCUUUUCCAAACGUGGUGAUCUUUUGGUUGUUGAUGAUCGUGUCAAUUUUGCCAUUCAAAAAGGUGUACAAAUCUCUCGGUCAAAUGUUCGUUGGUACAAACAUAAUGAUAUGAAUGAUCUUGAACGUGUCUUGAAUGAAAUACAAUUGGAUACAUUAAGACACAAGAAACGAUUAACACGCCGCUUUAUUGUAACGGAAGCAUUAUUCAGCAACUAUGGGGAUGUGGUACCUUUGCCUAAAUUGAUUGAAUUAAAAAAGAAAUUCAAGUAUCGAUUGAUUUUAGAUGAAUCUCAAUCCAUUGGUGUUCUUGGUCGACGAGGUGCUGGUGUUACAGAUCAUUUUGGUGUGGAUGCUAAGGACGUGGAUAUGAUUGUUGGAUCCAUGGCAUCUGCGUUAUGUUCUUCUGGUGGAUUUUGUGCUGGUAGUGUAGAAAUUGUAGAUCAUCAACGAUUAUCAGGCAGCGCGUAUUGUUUUUCAGCCUCACUUCCAGCUAUGCUUACGAUAUCUGCAUCUGAAGCAAUCAAUAUCAUCAGUCAACAACCCAAUCUGUUACGUGAACUCCGGGAACGUGUUCAAGCCUUCCGUCAUACUCUUGCUCAUAAAAGUUUGGAUGCAUUGAUUGAUGUGGAUACCUCAUCUGGUCCAGAUGCUGCUGUGGUACCGUUUUUCCAUAUCCGGAUCAAGCCAUCCUUUUUGGCUUCUCGCAAUGCUAAUCUUAGUCGUGAAGAUGAAGAACGUUUGCUUCAAGAAGUGGUGGAUGAAUGUGCUUCUCAAGGUGCUUUGGUGACCCGUGCUAAAUAUGUGGAUGAUCAAGAACGUGGCUUACCUCGACCAAGUAUCAAGAUUCAUGUCACUGUAGGACUCUCCAAGAAAGAAAAUGACAAAGCUGCUACUAUUGUCAAAUCUGCUCUUACCAAGGUGUUAUCUUCCAAAUGGAAAAAAUAAUCCUCUCUAUAGUAUUAGUGUUAUUUAAUUCAUGUUUGAUAUUAAAAUAAAAAAAUAAUAAUAAUGUCCUGUUUGAAA